Molecule: messenger RNA, 774 nt
Organism: Arabis nemorensis
Lineage: Eukaryota; Viridiplantae; Streptophyta; Magnoliopsida; Brassicales; Brassicaceae
Source: the annotation of a GenBank genome assembly
AUGGCACUAACCCAGAUCGUGAAUCCAAUCAUAUAUCCAUCUCCCGCAAUUUCACGGCGUUUCAUUACGAUCUCGCCUUUUAAACCCCUAAACCCCCAAUUUUCCCGCCACUCACCUCAAGCACUCUCUCGUAGACUCUUCCUUCCUUCUGUUUCCUCGAUUUGGGAUGCCAUUACAGGAGGUGGAGACUCCAACCCUCGUGAGGCCAUCGCGGCGAUUCGAAAAGGAAUGCAGCUCUUCAGACAGGGUGAUGUUUCUGGAUCGGUGACAGAGUUUGAUCGAGCUAUUGUAUUGGAUUCUCGGCAAAAGGCAUAUCUUUGGCAACGAGGGCUUUCUCUUUACUAUUUGGAUAAGUUUGAAGAAGGUGCAGAGCAGUUCCGGAUAGAUGUUGCUCAGAACCCAAAUGACACAGAGGAGUCGAUUUGGUGCUUUCUCUGUGAGGCUCGGCUCCAUGGUAUUGAUGCUGCACGAAAACAGUUUGUCGAGGUUGGUAGAGAUUCUCGGCCUGUGAUGCGGGAAGCUUAUAAUCUAUUCAAGAACGGUGGAGAUCCUGACAAGUUAGUAAAUGACUUCUCGAGCGGUCAAGCAAGGGAAUACUUCUACGCUUCGCUGUACGCAGGACUCUACUAUGAAGCUGAGGGUAAAUCAGAAAAGGCAAAGUUUCAUAUAACCGCGGCUUGUGAAUCUCCAUAUGGAGAGAGGUCUGAUGAUUAUAUGGCUUCACUUGCUAAAGUUCACUGCCUCUGUAGAAACUGGAGCUCCGGCUUUGUUUGA